CCGAGCUUCUCCAUCGACACAAAUCCUCAAAGUCCACUUCUGCUCACAUAAAAGAAUCUUAAAUCGUGUUCAAGGAUUUACAAAAUCAGAGAGAAGGAAAUCAUGAGUUCAAGUAGCAGAGCUUGGAUCGUCGCUGCUAGCAUUGGAGCUGUGGAGGCCUUGAAGGACCAAGGAAUCUGCCGAUGGAAUCACGCAUUAAGAUCAGUAAAUCAACAUGUGACGAACAACGUCAAGUCAAUCUCUGCAGCCAAGAAGCUCUCUUCCCCAACUUCUGCUGCGGUUUCAAACAAGCUAAGAGAAGCCAAGGCGAAGCAAUCAGAGGAGUCUCUGAGAACAGUCAUGUAUCUUAGCUGCUGGGGUCCCAAUAAUUGAUCCAUUAGUCUGCAUAAACAGAAGAAGUUUCUUGAGUUGGGCUCUUGGUUCGGUUUGAAUGCCAAAAUUUUGAGAUAUGAAUGGCAAUUGACUUGUAAAUACGAAUGGCAAUAUACCUAUGAUACAACAAAAUUUAGAUGAAAUGUUUCUUUCGUAAA
This is a messenger RNA of Tripterygium wilfordii, 530 nucleotides long. RefSeq lists its product as uncharacterized. The transcript has a single exon. Lineage: Eukaryota; Viridiplantae; Streptophyta; Magnoliopsida; Celastrales; Celastraceae. Bases 103 to 372 code for a protein of 89 amino acids. The record is from RefSeq and is a predicted model, not a curated record.